AUGUUGGGCCUGUCCAAAAUCGCGGCAAUGGACCACAGGGCCCAAUAAAACCAGCCCAGUAGCCUAUCCGUGAAACAGUGCUGUAUUAGCAUCAUCAUCAUCGCCAAAGAUGAAGGCAGCUACGUCUACUUGCUUCAUGCUCACCGCAGAGCUGCGCUCCCUAUGAACAUUUGAUCAUCAUGGUUGCUUCUUUGCUGCUCAGGGGGCAUCCUCUCAUUCGGUUAGGGCUCAGGAACCGCGGGCUAUGUGCUGGGAUCGUGCAGGUGACUCGCCGGUCUUGCUGCACUGCGGUGCCGGCGUCUACUCCACCGGGCGGCGGCUUAUCAUCUGCUGAAAAUACUACAUCUGUACUGAGUGCCACUGACCCACCGAAGUACCAAAGGUGGAAUGAGCCUGGUUAUAGAAAGUGGAAGAAUCAGGAAGAGGAAAUUCUCAGCGAUAUCGACCCUAUCAUAUCCCUCACAAAGGAGAUCCUCCACUCCAAUAGGUAUGUCGAUGGGGAGCGAUUGACAUUUGAGGAUGAGAAAAUUGUGGUUGACAGGCUUCUAGCUCAUCAUCCACAUGCUGAAGAUAAAAUUGGAUGUGGACUUGAAUCCAUUAUGGUCGAUCGGCACCCCCAAUUUCGGCACUCCAGAUGCCUCUUUGUCAUAAGGACCGAUGGUGGAUGGAUUGACUUCUCGUAUCAAAAGUGUCUUCGGGCAUAUAUCCGAAAUAAAUACCCAUUAUAUGCAGAGCGGUUUAUUCGGGAACAUUUCAAACGUGGUAGUUGACGAAUUUAUGCUAGCCUUGAUGUUAGCCUGUGGAUAUUUGUUCUGGUUAAGAGUUGCAUAUGAAUGAUUAAAUGUAUUCUUGAUGAGUCAGUGGCCUACGUGAAGGCAAGAUGUACAGAUUGUCAAUGCAGUAGCUAUCAUAUCUUGGACGCUCUGCACAAUUUUGAAAAUGAUAACAAUCGAGAAUCAUAGGAGUGAACCCUCUCUUUGUUGACUUGCAGCUGCUCUGUUUAGUUUGUGGUUAAGAUUACUGUAUAAUCAGAUGACCAGGACAUGUAGAACGAGAUUAUUGAUAAUGUUUGAAAAGUCGUAUAGGAUUGAAAAGUUUAAAC
This is a messenger RNA of Cucurbita moschata (crookneck pumpkin), 1102 nucleotides long. Its product is annotated as protein DCL homolog, chloroplastic-like. The record is from RefSeq and is a predicted model, not a curated record. Gene Ontology annotation, biological process: chloroplast rRNA processing; chloroplast organization. The transcript is spliced from 3 exons. Gene Ontology annotation, cellular component: chloroplast. NCBI's taxonomy places the organism in Eukaryota, Viridiplantae, Streptophyta, Magnoliopsida, Cucurbitales, Cucurbitaceae. Bases 180 to 770 code for a protein of 196 amino acids.